Messenger RNA from Fusarium mangiferae, 1902 nucleotides. RefSeq lists its product as uncharacterized. The record is from RefSeq and is a predicted model, not a curated record. Gene Ontology annotation, cellular component: cytoplasm. Lineage: Eukaryota; Fungi; Ascomycota; Sordariomycetes; Hypocreales; Nectriaceae. The coding region runs from base 1 to 1902 and encodes 633 amino acids. The transcript is spliced from 4 exons.
AUGGCUGUCCGAGGCAUCUUCUCUAAAUUGACCGACGCCGAAAAGGCGUUCAAGGGAAGUGACACUACCUGGAAGAAGAAACUCCAGGACUUUGAACGGUGGCAACGGCAGAAAGGAAAUAAUCGAGAGAUUCGAUUCUCCAAACGCUCGGAAAGUGGGGAGCGGAAUCCAUCAAAACUUAAGAUCGCCCGCGAGGAAGGGAGUGUUGAGACCAGCCCUUGGGAGAGUUUUGACCCCGAGGCCCCCUUAGACCACUUCAGCUUCGCAGACACCAGAAAGAUGCAGCAGAAAGACCUCGACGAUUUGCCGUGGCUGAUCGAUGCCCUUCGACGUGGAUUGGGUGUUCAUCACGCCGGUAUGAACCUCCACUACCGUAGGAUUGUAGAGAUACUCUUCCGGAAGGGCUACAUCCGACUAGUCGUUGCAACUGGAACCCUUGCGCUUGGCAUUAACAUGCCGUGCAAGACAGUUGUCUUUAGCGGGGACUCUAUGUUUCUGUCUCCUCAGAACUAUCGCCAGGCGUCCGGUCGAGCUGGAAGAUGUGGGUUCGAUUUGCUUGGGAAUGUCGUCUUUAACGGUAUUAGCCGAGAUCGGGUGCACGAGAUCAUGUCCUCUCGACUACCUGCUCUUAAAAGGCAAUUCCCAAUCUCAACCACACUUAUCCUUCGUCUAUUUGUGCUCUUGAGUGGAACGAACAACAAUGAAUUUGCUGUCAAUGCAGUCAAAUCUCUCUUAUCACAAACUCGCUUAUACCUAGGAGGACCAGAUGCCGAAAUGGCGGUCAAGCACCACCUGCGCUUCUCGAUUGAGUACCUGAGACGCCAGAACCUUCUCUCGGUGAAAGGAGCGCCUAUUCACUUCGCGGGACUUGUAGGUCAUUUGUACUUUACGGAGAACGCCGUCUUUGCAUUUCACUCAUUGCUCCGCGGUGGAUACUUUCAUAAGUUAUGCAAGGACAUUGACUCCGAUCGCGAGAGAGUGCUUCGCGAGAUGAUGUUGGUCCUCAGCCACCUGUUCAGCAGAAUCCCUAUUCAGCAGAAGGCAAAGGCCCUCGAAAUUGUCGAAAGCUCUUCAUCUGAUAUCUUCCUCAAACGACUUCCAGUUGCCGCGGAGCAACUACUCGUUCGGCAUAACCGGGAAACUCUCUUGACUUUCAAGGACUAUGUAUCCUCUUACAUCAAUGCACACUUGCAUGACCUACCAGACUGCACACUUCCACUGACCAAAAUCCCGGUUGGACCAGAGAAAGGGCGCGGUUGCAGUCUAACAAGCGACCCUCCACCGGUCAUCCGGUCUCCAUUUGUGGCACUUUCUGGAUUCACUGAUGACUUUGACUCAAUUAAAGAGUUGUGUUCUACAGUCAGAGACGGGCUAAACGCCUAUCUCUAUGACUUCUUCAAGCACGGUAGCUUAAAAGUGCUGGUGCGCGACAACCUCAUCAAACGGGGCGAUGUGUGGUUUCAUCUCAAGGACAUUUCGCUCGUACUUAAGACCAUCGUGACCAGCCUCAAGGGCGUCAUUGACUCCCGGGGCGGCUUCUCCAUGGAGGAUGUUGAUGGUGAUGACAACAUGAGUGAGAUGAGCGAAGGUGACCAAGAGUCUAUUUCAUAUGUGUUUGAGGUACAGAAGCCAGAGAAAGCACCCGAGGAGACCGAGAAAUCGUUAGCAACGGAUAAGGCUAAGCCUGAGAUUCCCGAUAGCUGGGAGGAUGAGAGUAACGCCUCUGCAUCUGAGUCUGAAGGGUCCAUGCCCGGUUCCGGUGUUGGUGGCUCAUCUGCAUCUAAAGAUCCAGCUGCUAUGCAGUCCGGGUUUAAUAAUGGAUGUGGAUUAAUGCAGGUUUUUAGGGCGUUUGAGUUGCUGGAAGCAGAAUUCGCGGACAAGUUCUACAAAAUUGGUGCUUAA